GUGAGUGCAGCAGUAGAAAGUCCAGAUAAACAGCAGUAAAUUUCAGUUUUGACACGCUGAGUCGUCCCUCAGUGUCCGUGUAAGCUCAGCGAGAGCAAACAGAGGAAUGUUAACAGGAAGUGGAAGAAACUGCUGGUAUCUGGAAGUACUCAGGAGUGAGUGGAAGUAGUCGUCUCUCAACCACAGCAAAGAGUGAAAUAUGGGCAGUGAGUACCAACCACUGUCUGCAGCAGAGUCAUGCAGAAGUUUAUUCAUAGAGACGUCAGAGUGCUUUAUAUGCAGGGAUGUUGAACUUCAAGCUAGUGACCCACUGAGGAAUUUCUGCGACUGCAAGAAUUUACUUGCCCAUCACGUGUGUCUGUCCACGUGGAUCCAGAAGGGAAGUGGGAGUGAAGACAGGCUGCGCUGCAUUAUCUGCAAAGCCAAGUACCAGCUCCAGAGGAGUUCUCCGUGGCGGUCGGUGAGCUUUCAGUGGCAAACGUGGCUUGUGUCGAUCACUGCGUUGGUUCUGCUGGCUCUGGUACCUUAUGCUGUUUACUGCAUGAUGACCGCCUUCACCGACCCUCCUCCUCCCAGCACCUUUAAAGUGGCGGCCGCCUCUUUUGGCCUGCUGACGGAAAUCCUGCUCAUCAAGUGUCUGUGCAGCUACCUCAGCAGUCGUUACCGGCAGGCUGAGCAGAGCUCCUUCACAGUCCGGGCCAGAGGCUUCGACGAGGACAGAGCAAGCGUGGCCCGCUGGGAUCAGUCUGAGGCCUCAGCAGCGGCAGGUCAAGCUUCAUCGGCGGCCUCACCCAGUCAAGUGGACGAAAGGAAAGUGGAUAUGCUGAAGAGUGGAUGUCUCAGCUUUUUCUGAACCACUAACAGAAGGAGUUUACAGAAUGCAGAAUGAGAGUAAAUCCUAUGGGUAUUCAAGAUAUCAGUUUAUCAGCGUGGCGUUUAUGAGAUUUUACAAUUUAAAACCUUUUUUUCUGAGGUGUCAAAUAUUCUUGUUUUCCUCUAUGUCAAACGCUUACCCUCUUUAUUCAGCGGGUACAUUCUCACUUUUUGCAAAUUGAUCAUAAGGAAGCUAAUGCACGCAGCGUGCAUGAGUGUGUUCAGGCUCAGGGAGAAAAAAAGAGCCUGAAAUCACUCUCGUUCCUUAAUGAUGUCCACACAGAGACAAUGGGGCGCCGCUCUGAUUAGUGUCACCUGUCCUUGUGCAUCUCAUCAGCUCCAUUAUGGCUCCAGCUCCCAUGCUUCUUCUGCUAAUUGAAUAGCCUGUGAAGUGGUGACGAGGACGGGGGUGAGAGCAGCGUCUGUCCCGCUGCUGCUUCAGAAAUGAGAGUGAAGCUUCCCAGUGAGACACCACUGUAGUUCUUAAAACAUGAACCAUUAUCAUACAGAUGGAAAAAGUGCUAACAAGCAGCCCUCAUGUUAUAUUACUGUCAUAUCGUCUAUGGAUUAUCUUCAUAUCUAACAGCUUACAAUUAGCAUCGACUGUAGGUUUUUGAAGAGAAGCAUUUCUGCACUACGCAUUUCGUCAGUUUAUCAGACAGAGGUUCAUAGUGGACGUAGCCAUAAAACACUCAUCAUCUUUCAGUAGCUGCACACUGCAACUUAAGUAUGGUUUGACAUUUUUGUACAUUUAUUUGCAUUCUUACCAAAAACUAAAGGAAGAAAUUGCUCAGCUUAGCUGACUAAGACUGGACAUGGGAAAAAAUUAGCCCAGCAACUCCGUGGGCCCAGACACACCAAACCGACUUCAGAGAACUAGCAGUGAAUCCUCCUUGCUGUGUUGCCUCACGUUGCCUUUGUCCUGGCCAAAAAAGUUGCACAUGAACACACCAAAGACUCAACCGAGGGUCAACCAGCAUGUACAUUCUGUGCUUACAUGAGAGGAAAUAACUCUCCAUACAAGCAGUCAUCUGUAUUCAUGAUUCAAAAAGGGAAACUGUAAAACCGUCUUUAUGCUAGUUAGCCAGUUAACACAUGUACAACACAAUGUAGUGUUGAAAGAACAAAGCACAUUAACCGUGUGCCUGUGAACAGUAAGACAAACCAUCAGGAAAUGUUUCUGCUACAUAACCAAAUCGAUAAAGAAAAAUAAAC
This is a messenger RNA of Epinephelus lanceolatus (giant grouper), 2088 nucleotides long. RefSeq lists its product as uncharacterized. Lineage: Eukaryota; Metazoa; Chordata; Actinopteri; Perciformes; Serranidae. The record is from RefSeq and is a predicted model, not a curated record. Gene Ontology annotation, molecular function: zinc ion binding.